UCCCCAUCUCGCCCUCGCGUCGUCCUCUCUUAAAUCUCGCUCACCAUGGGUAUCUCCAGAGAUAGCUGGCACAAAAGGCGGGCCACCGGUGGAAAGAAAAAGCCCCUUACAAAAAAGAGGAAGCACUGUCUUGGACGUCCACCAGCAAACACCAAACUUGGUGUUAAAAGAAUCCACAAGGUUAGAGUCCGUGGUGGCAAUCUUAAAUACCGUGCUCUAAGGCUUGACAUUGGAAACUUCUCUUGGGGCUCAGAAGGACUCUCAAGAAAGUCAAGGAUAUUGGAUGUUGUAUACAAUGCAAGCAACAAUGAGUUGGUGAGGACAAAGACCCUCGUAAAAAAUGCAAUUAUCCAAGUGGACUCAACCCCCUUCAAGCAAUGGUACGAAAAUCAUUAUGGUCUUCCACUUGGAAGAAAGAAGGGACAAAAGUUGCCUGAAGGAGAGGAAGAUGUGCUGACAAAGAAGAGGUCAAACCAUGCCCAGAGAAAGGUUGAUUCUAGAAAAGCACAAGGAAAACUUGAGCAGCAUAUUGAAGAACAAUUCAACACUGGAAGAAUUUAUGCCUGCAUUGCAUCUCGACCUGGGCAGUCUGGUAGAUGUGAUGGCUACAUACUUGAGGGGAAAGAAUUAGACUUUUACUUGAAAAAGAUAAGAGCUAAGAAAGGAAAGUAAAGCAAUUGUAAAAUUAAGAUGGAAUGAAAAUAUACUUCAUUA
Molecule: messenger RNA, 714 nt
Organism: Rhopilema esculentum
Lineage: Eukaryota; Metazoa; Cnidaria; Scyphozoa; Rhizostomeae; Rhizostomatidae
Product: small ribosomal subunit protein eS8
Biological process (GO): translation
Cellular component (GO): ribosome
Molecular function (GO): structural constituent of ribosome
Source: RefSeq, a predicted model, not a curated record